AAAAACUCUUUAAAAAAAAAGAAUAAUAAAACAAUAAAAUUAAAAAAAAAAAAUCGCUGAAAAAAAAAUGUACAUAAAAAAAUAUAGAAAAAACGCUACAAUGGGCAACAUUGUUCGAUGGUUCGAUCGAACAUCAAUGCGUGGGCAGAGAAUAAACAAUGCAACGCAUACCCUUUACACACAUUUACUACACACACUCCACACAGUUUAUAUUAGUCAGCGCGUGCGUAACUAAGAAGUGCGGACGAAACAAGUGCGACAAGAAAAAAAAAAUAAUAGUAAAACACAACAAUUGGAAAAAAAAGUAUUUACACAAACAAGAACAUUAAAUUAACACAAGCGUGCGACAAUUUAAUGGAGUUUCAGUGCGACUUCCCAUGUCGUAACCGAACUCAGAAAGGCCCAGUCUACGUCCUCGUGUGUGUAGUAGAUAGAUGUGUGUCCUAAUGUUCUGUGUUUGUGGAGAGGAAGAAAACAAAGAAAGGGAUGCUUUGUUAUUUAUUUUUAGAUGAAGAAUCAAGAUUAUUUACGCCAUGGUGACAUCAUUACAAUCUCCGAUGACGAGAGCAUCCUACAGGACCCUACGGAAGAGGACAUGCCCUCGUCCCAGGUCACCGUGCGGUCGGAGAUGAGCUUGCUCACUGAAGCGGAAACUGGUGGAUAUGACCCCGAUGAGCAGCUGUCCUGUUCGCAGACCACGGAGUCAUCCCAACCCGAGUGGGAGUCGAGGGUCUGGAUGGAAGCGCGAAUAGACCGCUACAUCCGGCGCCGCCCGAAGUACCGUCAGUACAUUGCACAAUUAUGUGUUACCUGGACGGUGGAGGCGUCGGAUAGUGAGGGCGAGGAUCCAGACCCGCUGGUAGAGUUUCCCGUGUCUCCCAAAAGGAUGGCGUUAAUGGACGGCUGCGCCAGCCCACCACGGGAGGAGGAGGCCCAGGAUCCGCUGCUGCCGACCGACGGUGACGAGCUUCGCUUAAGCGGCUUUGAGGAGGAUGCGCUUUCCCUAGGCGACAUAAGUCUGGGAAGCCUUGAAGAGGCAUUCCACCAGGCAAUGGCACAACCCAAUGGUUCCCCAGUCACGCCUCCCCGAACGUCCCCAUCUCCACCAGUCAGUGCAGAACCGGAUUUCCCGCUCGAGGUUGACGGGGAGCAGCAACUACCGGCGGAGAUUAUGAUAGAAAUCGCUGCAGCGGUAGAAAAACGGAAAAAAGUGUGUUUCCGACGGGACGUAGGGGGAAAGUCGUAUCGAAUACGUGUCUCGGCGUCUGGGAAUGUUACCGUCCGUUGUCUACCGGGAAGAAAGAAGGGAGUGUAAGGACCCAAAAUGUUGCCAUUUUGAACCCCACAAUUUCUUCUAUUGUAGUUUUUGAAAUAAAUACAUAAAAUGUCUA
Molecule: messenger RNA, 1391 nt
Organism: Lucilia cuprina (Australian sheep blowfly)
Lineage: Eukaryota; Metazoa; Arthropoda; Insecta; Diptera; Calliphoridae
Exons: 2
Coding region: 509-1315 (268 amino acids)
Source: RefSeq, a predicted model, not a curated record